Messenger RNA from Bactrocera tryoni, 3154 nucleotides. RefSeq names its product ankyrin-3. The coding region runs from base 240 to 2075 and encodes 611 amino acids. Gene Ontology annotation, molecular function: protein binding. The transcript has 4 exons. Lineage: Eukaryota; Metazoa; Arthropoda; Insecta; Diptera; Tephritidae. The record is from RefSeq and is a predicted model, not a curated record.
CAGCAUAACAACAUGUGGCAAAGGCAAAGUGCGGUAUAACGGCAUCAAGAAGGCAGUAAUCGUCAGUCUAACAACCGAAGUGUGGGCAUUCAGUUUUUCUUCUAAGUUUGCUUAUUGCAUUUCAUUCUAGAGUUUAUUUUUCGCUUUUUAAUUGCAAUUUAAACAAAUUGCAGAAUAGUUAUAAAACGCAAAGGCAAAAAGCAAAUAUAUAAUAAGUAACGAGGCGAAGGAAAUAUGCAAUGCAUUCACCGAUAAACGCUUUCGAGUUGAAUGAGCGUCUGAUGACCGCAGUACAGACGGGCAACUUCCAUGGCGUGCUCGAUUGUCUGAUGGAGGGUGCCCGGGCAACCAUUGUUUCCACAUCGUGUGGGCGUACAGCUGUUGGCACCGCGGCGCUGGUGGGUGAUGCUGAGAUCCUUGAGCUGUUGAUACAAUCCUGUGAAGAACCUGAUUUGGAUAUAUUUAAUAGAAACCACUCCAACUCAUUUGAAAUGGAAACAGAGUGCACCCCGGACGGCAUGGAUAACCUCGAGUGGGAGGAUGAAUUUAUCGAAAACUGCAACGAUUGUGAGCAGAGUAGUGGAGAGCACGUAGCACAGGAUGCUGAAGAAACUUCCCUCUAUUAUUAUUAUGCCAAAACGUUCGAACGUACCGGUGCCAUUAUCACGCGCAUGGAUGAGCCAUAUGCUAUCGCCACGAACUGCGGACACCAGCAAGAUGUACAUCGCGCAGAUGCGCUGCUGAUGACACCGCUACAUUAUGCCGCAGCUUGUGGACACGUAGAGUGUGUGCGUGUACUACUCUCACACGGCGCCACAGUGGAUGCCGUUAAUAGUGACGGUUACACACCAUUACAUGUGGGCGUGGCCUAUGCGGAAGUGGCGCACAUGCUGCUGAAACACGGCGCCAAUCCGAAUUUAAAGACGCUAAACACCGGUGAAACAGCGCUGCAUUUGGCUAUAAGGAAUCAUUCCGUGGCAGUGGCCAAUGUUAUUUUGCAAACAAAUAUGAAUAUCAACGAAACGGAUGACAUCGAUCAGACGCCGCUGAUAUGCGCCAUAGUGGCUAACCUGGACGGUCUUGCGGCGACACUGAUCGAACGCAGCGCACGCAUCAACCUGCAGGACAAGGAGGGACGCAACGCGCUCUACUACGCGGUGGUGCAGAAUAAUGUGCCGCUCACAGUGCGCUUGUUGCAACGUGGCGCACGGCGCAUCACUUCCCAUUACCUGCUGCACCAUUGCGUACGCUACAGCAUGCGAGAAAUGGCUGAGACCCUAAUCAGCCAUGGCGAUAGCUUGAAUGUGCGCAACAAGGAUGGUCUCACACCCAUUCUGAUUGCGAUACUCAGCCAAAAGAUCGACAUGCUGGAAUUCUUGCUGCGCGUGGCCACGGCGCAACAAUCACAGGGCAACACGAUAGUUGAUACCGUCGAAAACGAGUUGCUCAUCGCCGUGCAAUAUAUAGAUACCGUACAGGACUUCAUACCCAUUGCGCGCAUAUUGUUCGCGCAUAGUGAGGGGCGUUGGAUGUGUGCUUCAUUUACAUCGAUGUCGUGGUCGUGUUACAUUCCGUAUUGCCAGACGCCACUGGCGCGCGCCGUUAUGCUCAACAAAUUCGAUAUCGCCGAGUUUUUGGUCAAAGAGGGCGUGGACAUAACACAGGUCUGUGGCGAUCAUGGCAUCAAUCAUUUGCGCGCUACAAAUGCGUCUGGUGCAUUGGAGUUCGCCAAGUUGCUGGUACAUACUGGCUACAAAUUCCCAAUACUGCGUACCGAAUUAGCCAAUAAAUGGACCGACGAGCGACGUCACUUUGAAGUGGAAAUGUUUCGGCUGCGCAGCACACCCUUGUCACUGCAGUCGCUAUGUCGUAUUGUGAUAAGGAAUCAACUUUUAGGCCUGCUCAGUGGUUCGGCCGUGAUGAGACAACGAUACUCAACAACGAAGCGUGAAUCGAGUUUGAGUCGUAUGAUAAGUCUUUUGGGUGUACCAAAGAUACUUCAAAAGUAUUUAUACGAUUUCGAUGACUGCGCGUCUGUGAUGAAAAAUACCUGUAAUGUGGAUGGCGGUGGUUAGCAUGAAAAGUAAGGCUGUUAUAUAGGUAUAAGUGGAUAGUUCGUAAAGUUUUUUUUAGGAUUAAGAUAGGAUUUCACACAGUAAUAUUGGGUUGACGAACGAGUAAACUCAGCGUAUGUGUGGUACCCAUCUUUAACAUUACUGAGAGUCAUUAAAUAUGAGUAAAAGGGUUGGAUUGAACGUACACUUAACCUAAAAAUAAUGUAGAAUGAGUUAAAUGAUCGCUUUUCAAAGUUGAUUACGAAAUAUUAACGUAUUCAUAUAUUGAUAUUGUAAGUUUCAAAACUUACUUCCAGUCAUCAGUUGGUAUUUUUCGAUCAGCAUACGAUAGACUAGGCAUUAUUAAAGCAUGGCGGUUUGAACAGCUCGUCAAUUAGGUUAGGGGUUAGGUUAUAGUCAGACUCAUGAAAAAUUACCAAUUUCAAAUCAUUUUAUUGCCAGUAAAUGAUUUUAUUUUUUAAUUUUAUAGCAUCAUUAUAUAGGGCUUUGACUUGCCUUCCAGAAAUUUUACAAACAAAUUAAUAAUUUUAAAAGUAAUGACUGUUUGUGUUGCUCCAGCUCCAACAGAAGCUUAUUGAGGUGUCCAUUGCUAAUCCUUGAUUAUUCAUCAAAAAUCAAACGCACAAAAAAAUAAUUUUUUUUGAUGGAAAAUCUAGUGCCUGGUCGAUGCUUUUUUUAUUUAACAAAAUGGUGGUCUCUGUAAUCACUUUUUUUUCAAAUUUUUGAAAAAAAUAAUCGUUAAUAGUUUAUCGAAAUUAUAAAAAUACUGGGCAAUUGUUUUUCAUGUUUUCAAAAAUCUGUUUAAAGUUCAUUGAAAUCUACCGAGCGGUUUUCGAGCUACAGUAGUCUAAAAUUCAAAAACCAUAGUUUUGAAAAACGCAUUUGAAGGUUUACACGAACGUUACAGACCAUUCAAUGCACCUUUUCUAUUUAUCGAGUAAUUCGAAAAUUAUUUGUCGGAUCUACACAGAGAAUAUUUCUAAGUUGCUACACUUUAAGGCGUUAUAUACAGUUAGAAGCGAAAAAAGCGAAUUUUCCAGAAUUUUUUCUGACAAAACUUUUAAUUUGAUUGAUCCAAA